This is a messenger RNA of Micropterus salmoides (largemouth bass), 4167 nucleotides long. RefSeq names its product SKI family transcriptional corepressor 2 (gene skor2). Gene Ontology annotation, cellular component: nucleus; transcription regulator complex. The coding region runs from base 15 to 2426 and encodes 803 amino acids. NCBI's taxonomy places the organism in Eukaryota, Metazoa, Chordata, Actinopteri, Centrarchiformes, Centrarchidae. Gene Ontology annotation, molecular function: DNA-binding transcription factor activity, RNA polymerase II-specific; SMAD binding; RNA polymerase II cis-regulatory region sequence-specific DNA binding. The transcript is spliced from 8 exons. The record is from RefSeq and is a predicted model, not a curated record. Gene Ontology annotation, biological process: negative regulation of transcription by RNA polymerase II; negative regulation of BMP signaling pathway.
GUUUUCCUCCAAGUAUGGACAAGAGCCAUCUAUCGACAUCUAAUGACAUCAUAAUGACGAGCUCAACAGGCUCCUAUCAGCAGGAACCGCUAACUCCACCCAGACCCACCCAUCUCCACUCCUCAUCCUCAUCCUUAUCCUCUCCUUCUCCGUCCUCUUCCUCCUCACCCCUCAAGCCCAACCAGGUCGGCCAGGUCAUCCUGUACGGCGUUCCAAUUGUAUCACUGGUCAUUGAUAAUAUCGAGAGACUUUGCCUAGCGCAGAUUUCCAACACACUCCUCAAAAACUACAGUUAUAAUGAGAUCCAUAAUCGUCGUGUGGCGCUGGGCAUCACCUGUGUCCAGUGCACUCCAGUUCAGUUGGAGAUUCUUCGUCGGGCUGGUGCCAUGCCCAUCUCAUCCCGCCGCUGUGGCAUGAUCACUAAGCGUGAAGCUGAGCGCCUCUGCAAGUCCUUCCUGGGAGAGAACGCACCUCCGAAACUGCCCGACAACUUUGCCUUCGAUGUGUCACACGAGUGCGCCUGGGGUUGCCGUGGUAACUUCAUCCCAGCACGCUACAACAGCUCCAGGGCCAAAUGCAUCAAGUGCUCCUUUUGCAACAUGUACUUCUCCCCAAAUAAGUUCAUUUUCCAUUCCCACCGAACACCUGACGCCAAGUACACCCAGCCCGAUGCUGCCAACUUUAACUCCUGGCGACGACACCUCAAACUCAGUGACAAACACCCACCUGAUGAGUUAAUUUAUGCAUGGGAAGACGUCAAAGCUAUGUUCAACGGAGGGAGCCGGAAGCGAGCGCUGCCCUCUUCAGCCCAGUGUCCCUCCAUGGGUCCUAUGAAGAAUCUCCCAGGUUCGGUGGUGCCUCACAUGAUGGGACCUGACCUGGGUGGUCAGAAAAGAGCUCGCUAUGAAGACGAGGAUGAUCUUGAUGGAGGCAGCCUGUCACCCCGCAAAACACCACGUAGCUACCCUGUCAUCCCUGUCCCAAGUAAAGGCUUUGGAAUGCUGCAGAAGUUUCCUCCCACGUCGCUCUUCCCCUCACCUUACCCCUUCCCUGCAUUCGGGCUCUGCCAGCAGAAAAAAGACGAUAGUGAUGUUUCCGGUGGGCAGAAAGGAGCAGGGCUGUCAGGUCUUUUAUGGCCUGGCCGCAAAGACACUUUUUAUCCUCCUUUCUGCAUGUUUUGGCCACCAAGAGCAGCAGGAGGAAUUCCUGUGCCCACCUACCUCCAGCCUCAGCCCAGCGCCCUCUCCUCCCUGGCAGACAACCCUUCUCUCAGGCAGGCCUUUCUGGAUCUCUCAGACCCCAGCGAACCUGGAGCUGUAGCUGGCAAUGGUAAUAGUGUCAGCGUAACCAUGGCCCCCGGCAGUGGGACGACCACAACCAGAACCGGGCUGUUUGACCCAGAGUGCACAACAGUAACCCCAGACCUUCGCCCUGUGACGUCAGAGGGCUGGCUCAAACUCCUGGACACCUCAACCCUCCAAAACAGGAAGCCGAGCUAUGGCUCAGCCUUCCGCCCUGUCAUUAAGGAUGCUGAGAGCCUCGCCAAGCUCCACAGCAAUGGUGGAGGAGUCACUGGGGCAACAGACGAGGAGUUUGGGGUUGCCGGGUCAGAUCGCCACCAGCGGCUAUCGCCCAGCAGCAGCUGUAGUUAUGGAAGUGAAAGUGGAGGCGACGGAGAGGCGGAGGGAGCGGAGAGUGAGGAGGAGGGGGAGGUGGAUGUGGAGUCGUCGAAGCAGGAAGACGAAGAAGAGGAUGGGAGCUUCACUAACAGGCCGCUACAGACUCAGACCAACCUGUACCUCCCUGCACUGAGCGACACAUCUGGAGAGGAGCGGGGUAAGGAGAGAGGGAGUGGAACAGGAUAUCCCAGAACCUCCUCUCCCUCCUCCUCGGACCCCAUCCAGCAGGAGUCCCCCAGCCUGCCUGCCUCCCCUCACGCCAGCCUGCCUCUCUCUAUAUCCACCACGCCUCACCGAGACCCAGCUUACAAAAACGUUCACAAAAAUAGAGACGAAGGACUACCUGCAUACGCAACCAAAGACAACGCCAGCAUUUCUGAUGAAAACAAAGAGCAGAAUAGUUUCUUUGUACCAGAGAGUGAGACGUCAGCGCCCGACUACUGGAGGGAAAGCUCAGGUGAUCAAAGCCAAGGUGCUGCCUCUCCUGUGCCCCUAAAGAAGGAUGUUGAGAACAUGGAGAAAGAGGAGCUCCAGAAGGUUCUGCUAGAGCAGAUCGACUUCAGGAGGAGGCUGGAGCAGGAGUUUCAUGCUCUGAAGGGCACCUCGCCAUUUCCUGUCUUCCAUAAUUUCCAAGACCAGAUGAAACGAGAGCUCGCCUACAGAGAAGAGAUGGUCCAACAGUUACAGAUGAUUCCCUACGCAAACAUCAUCAGAAAAGAAAAAAUCAGCUCCCAUCUCAACAAGUAGCGAAAAGGCCGAGAAAAUCCCAUCCCUAGAGGAAGAAUAUGCCUGGAUUUCUGUGAAUGCCCCAAGAAUGAUUGAAAAAAAAACAGUCACAAUAGCUUCAUAACUUUUCCUGGGACAGCAAUUCUUUCUCGUACUUAAACACUGUCUGGUAAGAACACAUUUGGACCAACUGCUCUGCCGUCUGGUAGCCUGCUGGUAAAAGUGUCAUCCCUGUUUCCUUUUCCCUGGGUCCAGUUUAUUUUCCAAACUGACUGAACUGGAAUUGGGGAACAAACUGGACGACAUCAGGGUAUACAGAAGGACUCCAGCUCUCUUCUCAUUGCUGCGCUGGCAGUCAGACUCAAAGCUUUAUCCAACAAGACCAAAGUAGCAGCAACCUUUCUUGUCUUUUGUGAAUUUUAGGACUGCUGAAGACCACCAGGAAGGCAGUUAUAGACUUUGUCAGAAAACUCAGAACUUUUCCGAGCUCUUAAAAGAUGAAGAGAUUAAGAGAAGAGAGUCAUAUAUACAGAAAGACUGGGUGUUAUUGUCCAUCACUCGGACUGCUGCUGGCCCAACUGUACAUACACCAAACUGUGGAUGAGAACAGACUUCACAUUAAGAUUGUUGCUGUUACUGUUGUUGCUAAAGAGAAACAAACAUACCAACCUUUAUUUAUUGGCAACAUUCUCCUCAUCAUGUCCAGUUGUGUUUAUUGACCAAAACAAACUUCCCUGUGUACACAGAUUGUGAACACGAGGUCAGAUGUUGGCGGUGACUUGAUGCACCCAUGUUUGGUCCCUAACUUGAAUAUGCCAGAUGAAGAACAAAAAACAAUGGAGAAAAUUAAGGAAGUAUUGGUGGUUUGGGUUUUAAACCUAAUCAUGCAAUUAGAGCAGUAUUUAUACAGGGUGGUAUCACACUUUAUGGAAACUGCACAGUUUGUACCUGUAAUAUUUGCGAGAGAUUUCUGAAUGUUCAAAAGAAAAACACAGUGUUAUGUUCAAUGCAGACGUUGGUGCAUCUGAUCAAAUCUUUUUCACCUUUUAUUUAUAGAGGAAAAGGCACCUGAAAACACCAUCCUGUGUCACACCUACAGUAUAUCAUUAAGAAACUAUUUCUGCUGUUAAUUUCUGAGCAUAUAUUGAGCAGCUGAAGAACGCUUUGCUGAAAGGCACCCUGAAGGUACUUUUUACCUUUCACCCAAAAUUCACCUGAUUCCACCCAGAGUUGAAGGUAGUAUUACCACCAUCAGCUAAACAUGUUUGGGGUGUCAUCAGAUGGUGAAUACAAAUUUAAAGGCCAAUUCCAUCUACUUGUUUGUUCUCCUAAUGAGAGUCUGGGCUACGAGGAGCAAAAGACUGAUGAUUGCCAGUGUUGUAUAUCUACCUGUAAAUGAUUUCACCUGACUGUAUAAAAUGUCACACGUGAGAAAACCUGUCAGUCUAUCUAUACGUGUUUGUUUAUUUAUUUAUUUAUUUAUUUGAAUAUCAGGGCCUAAGAACCUGAUUGUGAAAGUAUUAUUUAUCAUAAUGUUAAAAGAAAAAGAACGAGACAUGAUGAUGAUGAUGAUGAUGAUGAUGAUGAUGAUGAUGAUGGUACAGUCAAGUGUAUCACACUCGCCCACCUUGUUUAUAGAAUGAAAUGAAUGAAUGGACACAGUUGUCAUUUACUGAGAGAAAUGUUAUCAUUAUAAACCAUUAAUGCAGAUGUAUUUAAAUAUGUUCUUGUAGUUUCUCUACUAUUUAUGUGUAAAUUAAAA